AGUCUAUCCUUCAUUGGUCUAUGCUUCAUUGUCACCUGGUGGUGGUGUGUUGAAUAUAAUCUCACUGGAUUUUAUGCUGUUCUCUGAAAUUCUAUGUGCGUUGAUUAGAGAAAAAAGAGAGUCAAAUCAUGGGAGAGCAGGAGCGCAAGAAAGCUGAAUUAGAGACUGAAAAGCAGUCACUUUUAGACGAAGGAAAUGCAGCACCACAGAAGGACUUGGAUCAAGAGAAUGGAUUCAUCCCACUUCCUCAAAUUGCAGAUCCUGGCACUGAUAAAAGUUCAAGGGGUUCUGUUGAUAGAGAUGCUGCACUUUCAAGGGUUGAAACAGAGAAAAGAUUGGCUUUAAUCAAAGCAUGGGAGGACAACGAAAAGGCGAAAUCAGAUAACAAGGCAUGUAAGAAGCUGUCCUCGAUCGGAGUUUGGGAGAAUGGCAAGAAAGCAUCUGUAGAGGCAAAGUUGAAGCAAAUUGAGGAAAAACUGGAGAAGAAAAAGGCUGAAUAUGCGGAGCAAAUGAAGAACAGAAAAGCUGAAAUCCACAGAGAAGCAGAAGAGAAGAAAGCAAUGGCUGAAGCCAAAAAAUGUGAAGAAUUCCUCAAGAUAGAAGAAGCUGCAGAGAAAUUCCGCGCAACUGGAAAUACGCCAAAGAAGUUUUUUCCAUGCUUUGGCAUCUAACAUGUUUUAGGCAACAAUAAACAAGAACAAAUGCAGACGGUUUUUUCAAAACCUAGUUUGCUUUUUUACUUUUAUGGCUGCUUGAUCAUCCAUGCUUGGUUUGGUUUCUGCCACAGAAAAACUAUAUGUUUUUUAUAAAGUUGUGAUUUUAUUAUUUUCAUAUACACAUUGAGUUUGAGUAAUCUAGUUUGUAGCUUUUUUC
Messenger RNA from Tripterygium wilfordii, 873 nucleotides. RefSeq names its product remorin 1.4-like. The transcript has 5 exons. The record is from RefSeq and is a predicted model, not a curated record. NCBI's taxonomy places the organism in Eukaryota, Viridiplantae, Streptophyta, Magnoliopsida, Celastrales, Celastraceae. The coding region runs from base 129 to 671 and encodes 180 amino acids.